GAUUGAUUCAAUAUUCCAAUUUUCAAAAAGACUACUGAUGGAUAAAACUGAAUUACAAUUUUCUACUGAGAAUAACAAAAGUAAUCAUCAACUCACUACAGAUAUAACUCCAUUCUCCAUAUCGAUUAAUGAUCCAUCGGCUGGAUUAAAUGCCACGAACAUACCAUCGACAUCCUCUUCAUCAUCCUCCUCCUCUUCCAUACCACCGCCGUCAUCGUCAUGUUCCACAACAACCACACCAACAACUCUGACAACAAGUAGUCGAAUAAAAAAUCAAUACACAGUGAAUAACAGUAAUAAUACUAAUACUUCACGUAAUCGACGACAAGAUUGGUGUAAAUGGCCAAUUUGUCUACAAUAUCGUACAACAGGUUAUUGUAUCGGAUAUAAUAAUGCUAAUGGUAUCUUACCAGAAUCAUCACAAUUAUGUCAAGCUGCACAUAUUGGUCCAAAUGAUCAAGUCCCACUGUCAUCCGAUGGUCAAGUUCGAGUUUGUUUUGAUUCAAUGGGAUUAGUGAAUGUGAGUGGAUAA
Molecule: messenger RNA, 532 nt
Organism: Schistosoma turkestanicum
Lineage: Eukaryota; Metazoa; Platyhelminthes; Trematoda; Strigeidida; Schistosomatidae
Source: the annotation of a GenBank genome assembly